Durusdinium trenchii is the source of this 2731-nucleotide messenger RNA. NCBI's taxonomy places the organism in Eukaryota, Dinophyceae, Suessiales, Symbiodiniaceae. The record is from the annotation of a GenBank genome assembly.
GAACAUGCAUGGAGCUUCGAAUGGACUUUUGUUCAGUCGAUGGGGUAAUGACGCCAAUGGGUUUGUCGUGACCUUUUGUCGCAGCCCGUUCGUUGACACGAAUAUUGAUAUUCACAAUCACAAUGUACUAUUUUGCCUCUUCCUGCUGACAUGCAGCGAGCGAAGCUUUGUUCUCAAUCACCUUUGACGCCUUCAAAUAAGCGGGCAAAGUGCAAUGGCAAUGGCUGCAAUGAGCCCUGCCCAGUUGCGAAAUUGUGCCAUGACGCAAUUGGUGGAUUUUCAGCUACCUUGGCAUGGGGGGCAUCGGACAGACGAGUGCAAGUCUUCCACAUGUUUUGCCUCCUUUGCGUGGGCUUUUACGCUAUACUCUUACCCUGGGUAAGACCAGAGUGGCUGGAGGACAACAUUAAAGCAGAGGCAAACAAGGUUGGCAACACCGUCGAGAAGCAGAAGAAUAUUUUCCAGGUUUCUGUUGUUGUGCUUGCAAUUUUGAACUUUAUGUGCCUGGCAAUGCUAGCACUUGCAUCACGUGCAAUGAAGAGUGAAUCAAUCUCGAGGCUUGUUGACGAACAACUGGUCAAUGGGAAGUUUCGGGAUCAUUUCCUCAAAGACCUCCGGAAAAGCUACAGCAUCUCAGUGCUGCUGCUACUCUUGGUGGUGCUAAUAUAUGGCAUUCUAAGCCGGCUUUCGCAACUUCCUCAUCCAUCAGCCUUCGUUUUGGGCUGGAGUCCAGCUUUUUUUUCUGCUUGGGCGCUGCUGCAGCUGCUUACCUUCAUCCGACUGUUGGCUUCGCUAGCCAUGAACAAAGUAGAAUGCUUCUACACCGAGCUUGAAUCUGUAGGCAAUGGCUGUUUGGAAGCUCAUAAUUUUGCCAAGAGUAUGCUUCCUGGACAGUGGUUGCACCUUCUGCGAGAGCACCAAAAAUUGCUCCGCCAUUUGAAAGCAAUGUCCUCAGCGAUCUUUGCCACCGUCUUAGUUUUCCAAAACGUGGUUGCAGGCUCGAGUUUGCUGCUCAUGUGGGUCGCACGGGCAUACCAAAAAGAUGCUGUACCAUCCACAGGCUAUGUGCUCCUGGCCUUCACCCUGAUGUGCUCUGGCAUUUUUGCUAUGCUGCCCCUCGCCUUCAUCACUGAUUUAUGCCAAUCUCGUAGACUGGGCAGACGCUCACUGCUGAACCUGGCAGACAAGUACAGCGGCUGGCCUAUGUCAGCUGAAGUGCAUGCAGAAUAUAUGCGUUUCAUGCAACACAUCAUCAUGGCAGAAGCAGGAAUCUAUCUUCCGAAUAUGGGUAUGGUGACGCGGGCAUCCUUGUCAAACCAAAUCAUGUUCUACGUCAAGGUCCUUCCGCUGGCUUUGGCUCUGACUGUGGGCUGGUGGCGGCGAGGGUGAGCAUCUACAAGCAUUGCAGCCUUGCAUGAACUGCAUGGAAGGGUUCUUGAGCAAAAUUAUCGUAUUGUUUGAGACGACAAAACUGCCGUACGUGGAAGUCCGAAAGUUGACUUCGUGCUGUUACUGUAAUUACAUGAUUGUAAUACUGAGCAGAGCUCUCCAGUUGCAUCAGCGGAGAAUUGAAACAAGGAGUUUUUGAUACAGUACCCUCCAAGCACCCAUUGCACUGUCUCAAGCAUCUUACAAUGAGUUUGUAGGUAUGAUUGUGUCAGUUUGAAGCAGGGUAUAUUAACUGCUGUAUUUUUUUGGACUGUAAUCAAUAUAAUAGCAAAAAAACAACUGCAUGUCCAAGCCUUUUUACAGUAAAUGACUUCUCAAACUGCAAUUUGCAGAGAGAUGCCUGGCGGAUUUGGGCUGUUUAAAGUAAAGAUACUGUGCUUCAACACAUUCAAUACCGCGCUGAAGAGUCUAACAGUCCAACACCUGCGGCUUCGUGCAAAGCACACCAUCUCAGAUCACGACCGGACACUCUAGCUCUUCUUUGUAGCAUACGAAGCUGACGACGAAUACGUUUUUGGUUUUACUGUAAUUUGAUGUAAUUUGGAUCAAAUAUCGAGUUGCUUUCGCAUGACGUGGUUGCUUCUGUUUUUCGGCUCGACAGUAAGAGACUUGCUGAUGUGUUUCCUGGGUUGCGACGAAUGCUCCGAAUGCAUUUUACCCAGCCUGGCCUACAGAUGAUCGUAACGAGUAUACCGUAAUAUGAUGUGAUAUAAGGACGCUACUAGUAGCUCCUGGCCUUACUACUAGGAACAAGAAGCUACUAGGGGCUCCUGGCAUCGCUACUAGGAGCAAGGACGCUACUAGUACUCACUCUCCUGCAAGUUGCAAAUCGGGUGGAAAGUAGCUGGAGCUGCGGUCUCCAUGUGUUGAUUGAUGUGUAUGCUCACACGUCCCCAUAGCUCUCGUAAAUCACCCACCCAAUGCGGUACCUUUUUGAUUUGCAGAGUCUUCAUAGUCACAGUCAUAGUAUGUCAUAGUCAUAAUCACCAUCGCGCUCUGAAACUAGCAGACUUGAUGGGGGCAGUCGCUUUUCCUAUCCCAUGCGCCCAGGAUGAAUUCUGAAAGCCGAACAACAUUCUGGAGGGCUGAGAUAGCAAUCAUUUCCUAUCGCACAUUGUAUCAGAAGUCCUAACUCUUGGCUUUACAUGUACUCUAUCCACACAUGAGUUAGGACAUUUUGCACUGGCCCAUUUGCUUGUGGCCUGAGUCUCAACAACUCCUUCUAGUACUAGGGCAGGGAACACAUGUGAUGCCGCAUAUGGAACAUACAACAGCUUGGGAG